Molecule: messenger RNA, 615 nt
Organism: Gossypium arboreum
Lineage: Eukaryota; Viridiplantae; Streptophyta; Magnoliopsida; Malvales; Malvaceae
Exons: 2
Coding region: 1-615 (204 amino acids)
Source: RefSeq, a predicted model, not a curated record
AUGAAAGCGGUGACUAGCCUUGAUGGUUACCUUAUUCUGCCCAUCCUGAUUGGUAAAAAGAAGUUAGCAGCUUCCCAAAGAAUUUUAGAUAGUGCUACUAAUAGGAUUGGUAGCUGGUAUAAAAGAUUAUUGUCUAACGGUGGGAAGGAGAUUUUCAUCAAGUCAAUCUUUCAAUCAAUUCCUACUUACGCGUUCUCGAUUUUCUUUGUUCCUAACGGCGUUAUGGAGGAGCUUCAGGAUGGGGGCCUCAGGUUCAGGGAUUUAAGGCUCUUUAACAUGGCUUUGUUAGGCAGGCAAGUGUGGCGUCUUAUUAGCUGUAAAGACACGUUAUGCUUCAGAGUUUUGAGUGCUAAAUAUUUCCCGGAUAGGGAUGUUUUUCAUCCUAAGCAUAUUGAUAAGCCCACUUUUACUUGGCAAAGCAUUGCUAAAGCUGCUAGGUUUCUAUACGAGGGAUCUAGCUGGAAUGUAGGUAGAGGAAGCAAGAUCGAUAUUUGGCACGACAAUUGGGGUUUUGAAGGGAUUUCGAGUGAUUCAAUUGGGCUUAACAAGAGGGAGGUCCAAGAGGAAAAAGUGAGUGAUCUGUUGAACAAUGAGACGGAUGGCUGGAAUGAGUGA